Myxozyma melibiosi is the source of this 2802-nucleotide messenger RNA. Its product is annotated as P-loop containing nucleoside triphosphate hydrolase protein. The coding region runs from base 89 to 2617 and encodes 842 amino acids. The transcript has 5 exons. Gene Ontology annotation, molecular function: translation elongation factor activity; GTP binding; ribosome binding. Lineage: Eukaryota; Fungi; Ascomycota; Lipomycetes; Lipomycetales; Lipomycetaceae. Gene Ontology annotation, cellular component: ribonucleoprotein complex; cytosol. The record is from RefSeq and is a predicted model, not a curated record. Gene Ontology annotation, biological process: translational elongation.
GAGUGUCUCCACGGCCUUUCUUCUCCGUGUCUUUUUCUUCUCCCUACACCCUUUUUUAUUAUAGGCCGAUCUGCAAUCAUAAUUCAAAAUGGUUAACUUCACCGUCGACCAAAUUCGUGCCCUUAUGGACAAGGUCACCAAUGUCCGGAAUAUGUCCGUCAUUGCCCAUGUCGACCACGGCAAGUCCACCCUCACCGACUCUCUCGUCCAGAGAGCUGGUAUUAUCUCGGCUGCUAAGGCUGGUGAGGCUCGUUUCACCGAUACUCGCAAGGAUGAGCAGGACCGUGGUAUCACCAUCAAGUCCACUGCCAUCUCGCUUUACGCUGAGAUGACCGACGACGAUGUCGCCGACAUCAAGCAGAAGACCCAGGGAAACAACUUCUUGAUCAACUUGAUUGACUCGCCCGGUCACGUUGACUUCUCGUCUGAGGUCACUGCCGCUCUCCGUGUCACCGACGGUGCUCUCGUCGUCGUUGACUGCGUUGAGGGUGUCUGUGUCCAGACCGAGACUGUCCUGCGUCAGGCCCUUGGUGAGCGCAUCAAGCCUGUCUGUAUCAUCAACAAGGUCGACCGUGCUCUUCUCGAGCUCCAGGUCACCAAGGAGGACUUGUACCAGUCUUUCUCGCGUACCGUUGAGUCCGUCAACGUCAUCAUCGCCACCUACUACGACAAGGCUCUCGGUGACGUCCAGGUCUACCCCGAGAAGGGUACCAUUGCCUUCGGCUCUGGUCUCCACGGAUGGGCUUUCACGGUCCGUCAGUUCGCUAUGCGUUACUCCAAGAAGUUCGGUGUCGACCGUUCCAAGAUGAUGGAGCGUCUUUGGGGAGACAACUACUUCAACCCUGCCACCAAGAAGUGGACCAAGACCGGCACUGACGCCAAGGGCAAGCCCCUCGAGCGUGCUUUCAACAUGUUCAUCUUGGACCCCAUCUUCCGCAUCUUCGAUGCCAUCAUGAACUUCAAGAAGGACCAGAUCCCCGUCCUUUUGGAGAAGCUUGAGAUCCACCUCAAGGGUGAUGAGCUUGAGCUCGAGGGCAAGGCCCUCCUCAAGGUUGUCAUGCGCAAGUUCUUGCCCGCUGCCGAUGCCCUGAUGGAGAUGAUGGUUCUCCACCUUCCUUCGCCCGUCACUGCCCAGGCCUACCGUGCCUCGUCUCUCUACGAGGGACCUGACGACGAUGAGUGCGCUAUUGCCAUCCGCGACUGUGACCCUAAGGGACCCCUUAUGCUUUACGUCUCGAAGAUGGUUCCCACUUCCGACAAGGGUCGUUUCUACGCUUUCGGUCGUGUCUUUGCUGGUACUGUCCGCUCUGGCAUGAAGGUCCGUAUCCAGGGCCCCAACUACGUUCCUGGCAAGAAGGAGGACCUUUUCAUCAAGGCUAUCCAGCGUACCGUUCUUAUGAUGGGACGUUUCGUCGAGCCCAUUGACGAUGUUCCUGCCGGUAACAUUGUCGGUCUUGUUGGUGUUGACCAGUUUUUGCUCAAGUCUGGUACUUUGACCACCUCCGAGACUGCCCACAACUUGAAGGUCAUGAAGUUCUCUGUGUCGCCUGUCGUCCAGGUCGCUGUUGAGGUCAAGAACGCCAACGACCUGCCCAAGCUUGUUGAGGGUCUUAAGCGUCUGUCCAAGUCCGACCCUUGCGUUCUCUGCAUGAUGAACGAGUCUGGUGAGCACAUUGUUGCUGGUACCGGUGAGCUGCACUUGGAGAUUUGCUUGAAGGAUCUCGAGGAGGACCAUGCUGGUGUUCCGUUGAAGAUCUCUGAGCCUGUCGUCACCUACCGUGAGACUGUUAGCGCGGAGUCGAGCAUGACUGCUCUGUCCAAGUCGCCCAACAAGCACAACCGUAUCUUUGUUAAGGCUGCUCCUCUUGAUGAGGAGGUCAGUCUUGCUAUUGAGAGCGGCAAGAUUUCUCCCCGUGAGGAUUUCAAGAUCCGUGCUCGUCUGCUUGCUGAUGAGUUCGGCUGGGAUGUUACCGAUGGUCGUAAGAUCUGGUGUUUCGGUCCCGACGGAACUGGCCCUAACUUGGUUGUUGACCAGACCAAGGCCGUUCAGUACCUUAACGAGAUCAAGGAUUCGGUUGUUGCCGGAUUCCAGUGGGCUUCCAAGGAGGGUCCUAUCUUUGGCGAGAACUUGCGUGGUGUUCGUGUCAACAUUCUCGAUGUUGUGUUGCACGCUGAUGCUAUUCACCGUGGAGGUGGUCAGAUCAUUCCUACCAUGCGUCGUGUUGUGUACGCGUCGACUCUGCUUGCUGAGCCGCGUAUCCAGGAGCCCGUUUUCUUGGUUGAGAUCCAGUGCCCUGAGAACGCUAUUGGUGGAAUUUACUCUGUUUUGAACAGAAAGCGUGGACAGGUUCUGUCUGAGGAGCAGCGACCGGGAACUCCUUUGUUCACUGUCAAGGCUCACUUGCCUGUGAACGAGUCCUUCGGAUUCACCACUAUUCUGAGACAGGAGACUGCCGGCCAGGCUUUCCCCCAGAUGGUUUUCGACCACUGGCAGACUAUGAACGGUUCGCCUUUGGACGUUGCCUCGAAGCCUGGACAGAUUGUUACCGAGGCCAGAAAGAGACACGGAAUGAAGGAGGUUGUUCCUGGAUACGAGGAGUACUACGACAAGUUGUAAGUGUGGUUUAGGUCAUGCUUUGUGUUUGUCGGGUAUGAAUUUCCCAAAUCUUGAAAUUGUUGUUAUUUUUCAUUUUCUAUUGUGUGUUUUGUGAGGACCUUUUUGAAGAGUAAAAAGAUAAUUUGAGCUUUUAUUCUAUGUUCUUUUUUACUUUUUUUAAACAAAAAUAAAUUUUAUCAAAGUUA